GCCGGCGCUGCUGCCGCCGGAGAAGGCUGUGUGCCGGCGGCGGGCGCGGGGCUGCGCGCGGGGAGAGGCGCUCGCCGGGAGAGGUCGGGCGGGCGGCGGCCGCGCCGGGAGCGGGGUGCGGGGAGAGGCGCGACGCGGGGCGGGCGGGCUCCGGCGGGCUCGGCUCCCGAGGAGGGAGCGGGCGGGGGACGGCGCGGGGCGGCCGCCGAAGUUUGACAGCGCCGCCGGGUCCCCCUGCGCCGGGGCGGCGGCGGGGCGCGGGAAGGGCGGCGGGCGCCCUUGAGCGGGGCGCGGGCGGCGGCGGGGCCGGGGGGCGCUCGCGGGGCACCCGCUAGGCCCGGUGACCCACUUUGCUCCUGUCACAACUCCCGGGCACGUUUGGAGCGCUGCCCGCCUGGCCCGUCGCCCGGCCCGGCCGCUCCCGGCAGCGCGGCGGGCGGCUGCAGGCCGCGUCCGGGCCCGGGGCGCUGCGGGGCGGCGGGCGGCGGCCCUGCGGCAGGUGGGGCGGCGGGCGGCCGCGGUCCUCGCGGGGAGGCGGCUCUCGCGCUUUCGGUGCUUUCAGGCGUUCCCCGUAGAAACUUGGUGGCGGUGGCCGCGAGUGCGCUACCGAGCGCUGCUGCUCACGCUGAGGCUGAGGGUCGCUCCGCGCUCCUCUGGCUCUGGGUGCAGUGAGAGCGCCGGGGGUCGGUGCGCAGCCCGGGGCCGGGCCGGGCCCUGUCGCCCCGCUUUCCACGCGUGCCCGCUGAAGGGAGCCGUGGGGUUCUGGUUGGUUUCGGUUUCCGAUGGCUUGUACCUUGGGCCGGGGACAUAAACUCGGAAUGUGUUUUCAUGAAGAGCAGCGCUUGUAAACUCCCCGGGGGUAUUUACACUGACAUCUUGUAAGGGCAGGACUCUCCCUUAAGCGCUGAACGUUGACCUACGGAGAGACAGAAGGAAAGCGAGGCGCAGCUGUGCUGGGACGCACAGAGGUGUGGAGAAGCACAGUGGCCGAGCACGGAUACCGAUCCCCUAAAUCCUGACAGCGGGAGUGCUGUGGUGGCACGGUUUGACAUGCAGCGCUGUGGGCCGGAGCUGCUGGCCCUCCUCUCCCGCUGCCCUCAGCCCCACCAGCACCACGUUGUGUGGAGCCGCGUCCCGCAGAAGGCCGGGAGCGAUCCCGGUUAAAAUUAACUACCUUUUUUUUUUUUUUUUUGAUGUGGUUAUAUUUAACCUCGCUCAUUGCUCUGGGUGACAGGUGUGCCAGAAGGCAAGAGGAUUGUUAGGGCAAAUGCGCCAGUGAAAGAAGUGCUUGAGAAAUACACCGUGACCGGGGCAGUCCUGGCAGGGCUGUGCGAGCAGCUGGGUCACGCUUCUGUCGUAUCACACGGGAGUAAAACUGCCCUUAUCUGUGGGUAUCUGCGGGUUUGAAACCGGGCAGCAUCUGAUUGUUUUAAUAGGGAAAUUCUACUUGAUAGACUGCAUGCUUUGCAGAUCUUGCUACUGAUUUUCACGUGUGUAUCCAUUCGAGGCCCUUUGUUAAAAGGAAUAAAGGCACUGCUUUCAGAUAGAUAAAGCACUGAACGUUUGGGUUGGGGUUUUUGUUUGGAUGUGAGUGCUAGUGCUGUGAAGGGGUGAGAAUUUUGUGAAGAAUUAUCCCUUUAAGAAACAGUCCACGUGGUUAAAAAAAGAGUCUGAAAGCCUCCCAGGUUUGAUGUUUGAUACUUUAAGAUGUUAUUCAGGCAUGCCGUGCUUUUUAAUUCGUCUGCAUCAUAUUCUUACAUCAAACAGUUUAACUUACAUAGGUAAAAUAAAGGAUAUGAGUAAAGCAGUGAGUAUUUUUUUAAUGCUUGAAAGAGCUCAUAAACUCCCUCCUGUAACUAAUUUUACUACUUUUAUGCUCAACAAUAUAAAAAUGGAGCGGUAAUUACUUUUAAUUCCUGGUGCUGGUUAAUUAUCUUGUUAGCGUAGAAUUUCACUGAAAUCAUAAAUCUUCAUAGAUUGGCCUUGUUGAGGAAAUUGCUGCUUUCAAAAGCUUUGAGCUUUUGCUGCUUUUUGGCCCUAGUCAUACUCUGGACGGAUUAUUAAUGCAUUAGCAAUAGAAACAUCGCCCUCUGGGUUCUUUAUAUGAAGUGACUGUAUCAAGGUAGAGUUCUUGAGUUUUAGGACACGGAAUAGACCUGUGUUGAAAAUAGUUGUGAAUUGAAAUCAGUGGGUAAUUUCAUCAUUUGGAAACAGCCCCUUUUUAGCUCUGCACCCCUCCUUCACAGAGAGGGGCACUGUGUCCGGAGCUGCACAGCUCCAGCCUCGCUUUGCAGUUGAUGAAUACAGGUAUAAAUAUUUGGCUGCCUCUUAUUUUCUCUUAAUGCCCAGUAAUUGCUAGCAGCCUUGUUAUUCUGAGUUCAGUAGUGCAUCAGAAUAGAAGGAGGUGUAAGAAGUGCACCUUUGGUCAUGCAGCAGAGCCUGAAGUGAAAGAUUCCAGUGCUGCGCUGUAAUGCUGGCACAGGGGAACACAGCCAUUCCCAUCGGGAGGAUCUCUCGUUCCCUUCUGUGUGGUUCACCUGGGGAAAGCAGCUCAUAAUUGCAGCUGGGUGCUUUAUUAGCUCAGGUAAUGGGCUUUGGUGGUAGUUUGAAACUGUUAGGUGUUCCCCAGUUCGUUUGUUGCAGGAGUUAAGAUGUGAUGGGAGAGGAAGAAGACUCAUGGUUAAUGCAGCUGCCUGCUGCCCUGAAGGAUUGAAUUCUCAGCCCCUACUGCUGCCACAAAAUGCCUUUGUAAUGCAAAGGCCGCUUUAAUUUUGGCAUACCUCAUGCCUGAGUGUUUAAUUUUAUGGCCUUAAUGUUCUCUUACCGUAGUUUUAAUGUAUAAUAUAAAUUGUUAAAUACAGCUGCUUUCAGAACAUGUAAUCGCGUAUUUAAAAAGUUUCAGUGCUUUGCAGUUCCCGUGUAUUUAAUACUAAGUAGAAGCAACAUGACUUCGUUCAUAGAGUCUUUUGUCACUUUACUGUUUGCCUACUUUGGACUCCUUCCAGCCGUUACAUUUUGUCAUUAGAAUCACUGAAUUAGCUUUCUUCCUCUGCAGUGAUGUUCUGAGGAGCAAUGCUGAGUAUAUCAUAAAGUCAUCUGUAGUAAUAGUAAUAUUUUAUUCAAUAUGCACCCAUUAGAGGUAGAUACACCGUGUGAGAUUCAGAACUGAUAUUUCGGUUGAAUCUUGUGAAGCCGUGGGGAUACUGUGGGCAUUCCUCAUCUUCCCAAUAAAGAUGCAUCCAAGUGAGGCGUAAGAGUGGUGACAAGUGCUUUGUCCUUGUAGUAGUGUUUAAUAAUCUGUAAGUGUGUGAGAAAGCUUCAGUUCUAGAGCUAAAACCGUUUGGCUCGUUAGGGCAGCCUGCCACCACAGGACAAAUGGCAUUGGAGUAAUAUCCUUAUGUUAAAACAGAAUGAAACAGUUCUUGGAGAAAGAUCCGUUUUAAGUGAAUUUAAAAAUAAAUACUGAAAUAUAAACACUGUGAGGUUCUGUAGAUGUAAAAAGGUAUUUGCGGGUGUUUCUGAGGAGGUUUUGAUGCAUGUUAUUUUGAUAUCUGGGCAGACUCAAAAGGAGUAGAGAGGAGUCAAAACUGUGAUUUAGAUGGGUUCUGAAUAUCUAGUCCAGCACGACCUUUUAGCCACGUGUUGGCUGUGUUUUUACAGGUCUCUGUAAAAAGUUUUCCAGGCACCUUGAAGCUUUGUUCUCACUCACAUCCUCCGUGCUCUUGUCAAAACGGAGCAUCUUGGCACCUCCGCCUGCUUAGUAUUCAUAAAUUGGGCAAUCUGUAAAUUAGGCAUUCCCUUGUCCGAAGGCAUGUUCAAACCGCACCUGAGUCACACCUAUGGGAUUGGACUCGGGCCGAUCUGGUGACUCUCCCUUUUGUUCAGAAGCACAAAGGAGGGACGAGGUAGAGGUUUUUUUGAUGUCUCUUUCAAAAAAAACCCCAAAACUCAGAUGCUGCCAGCAACAACAAAAAACCCAAGCACUAAAAAUGCACUUUUCACUGCGUUCAGGGUGAUUAAAGCUUAAUUGGGCAAAAGAAAAACACUACAGUGCUUGUUUUCUUGGAGCUGGGUGUGAAGGAGGUGGGCAGCUGUGUUGUGGCCUCUUCCAAGAGCUCUUCGGUCUUUCCUUCCAUAUAAAACUUUAAAUGCCCUUUGGGAAUGGGAACCAGAACUCUUCUCUGUCACGUUGGGACCCAGAGAGGUCUGCACGCUGUCCAGCAAGCCUUUUACUUCUCAGUUUUUCUCACUUGCUCUGAGGACUGAUGCUGGAAGGAGAGGUCAAGAGUUGACCCAGCUUCCAGCAUAGCGUGGAGCCUGCAGAGAGGCCGUGGUCUGAAACCCUCUGGAGAGUGGCUGUCAUUUCUCUGUUCUGGCUUACUGUGCUGUAAUUGUGCUGCUGGACAAAAAUGAGAACGCUGAUUUUCCCUCUCACUGGUGUGUCUUGAUGGGAAAAGCUUAGCUAUAUACAUCAGGAUUGCGAGUACUAACCUUACCAGUGUCCUAGUCCUUCAGAAACGGGUCUGUGUAUCUACUAACUUCUUUAGAAGUAUUGCUGAUGAGUGCAGCUGUCCCUGGCUUUGGUACUUACUUUUUCUACAGCUACUUUGAAGGAGGUUGUAGUGAGGUGGGGGUCAGCCUCUUCUUGCAGGUAACAGUGACAGGAUGAGAGGUAGCAGCUUUAAGUUGUGCCAGGGGGAGGGUUCAGGUUGGAUAUUAGAACUGAAUUACUAACAUCUUGUGGUAGUGGUUGAGCUAUGAGACACCUGGAAGGGGAAUGCCUGGGAAUGGGCUUGUCAUCCAGCACAGCAUUUAACUUUUAGGUGCUUAAUAGUAGGGUGCAGUAUUGUUAACAAUGUAAUACUAACACUGUAGGUAAAAAUCUUAAAAGACUUCAGCAUGCUGCUCCCUAGGUAUGUGAGAAUAUCUCAGGUGGCUGAUCUCAGGUCCCAUAAACAUCCCAUUGACUGCUGACCUGACAGUUAGCCAGGAAGUUCCAGCACUGCCUUGUGAGUACCAUCAGGAAGGUGUUUGUGAACGUGUUAGGGACAGCCCUGUAACAAGUGGCCCUUGGAAGAAAGGGCCUCUGCCAGGGAAGGUUUGGGCUGGAUAUUAGGAAAUACUACUUCUCUGAAAGAGUGGUCAGGCACUGCAUGGGCUGCCCAGGAAGGUGGUGGAGUCACUGACCCUGGAGGUGUUCAAGGAACGUUUGGACGUUGUGUUGAGGGACAUGGUUUAGCGAGAACUACUGGUGAUGGGUGGAUGGUUGGACUGCGUGAUCCUGUGGGUCUUUUCCAACCUUAGCGAUUCUAUGAUUCUAUGAAAGAGGAAUGAUAAUGUCUGCAUUUCUUAAUAUGCAUUAAAAAAAAUGAGGAGAAACAUACAAUUUUACACAUUAAAUGAUUACCGUGGAGAAUAUAUGAGCGUGAGAUAGUAAGAUGUACAGUAAGGAAGAAAGAAUGCUUUAAAAUAAAUUGCAUUAACGUAGCUAACUUCAUAUUUCCAGUUCCAAGAAUUCCGCUGCUGCUGCUGCAGUAAAUAAAACAUAAGUUACCAUUUUUACACUUUGUGAAGUACAUCUAGGAUGAUAAAAGCUUUUAUUGGUGUAGUAAAUAUUAGUUGCUGGCAUUUAAGAGUAUUUGAUGUUUUUGGUGGCUGUUUCACUGCAUGUUUAAUGCAACGUCAGAGACUGGUGUUGGUCUUUUGAGUAGUGGAUGUUACUCACAUGCACUCUGACAAAGCUGUUCUGGAAGAAUAACAUUCCAGCAGCUCGGAGGCUGCUCACAGGAAGUUGGUUGUGAAUUCUGACAGGGUAAGCUCAUGUUGGUGUGGGCAGGUGGGAGACUGGGAGUUCUUCCCAUGGAACUUGUCAGAGAAAUGCAGGAGGCUUAGGCUGGCUUAGUUUUCCUUGGUCAUUCAAAAGCUUCGGGCUGUGUUAGGGGGAAAAAUGGUGGUACGUGGAGGGACUUUUCCAGCCCUCAGUCCACUAGGGGUGUGUUUUCUAUUUGAAGCAUAGAUCUGAAGAUGUGAGAAAUCAGGAAACGUUUCACCAGAAUCUUCUGGGCUCAGGAAACAAGCAGCAAGGGAGCUGGCUUUUUGUUUUUCUCUUAAGCCUGAUUUCCUAUGGAAAGUGAUUGAUGCUGUUUAUCCCUUUCUUUUUUCCUCAUUCUUUCCUUAGGUAUUUGCCAGUAGCUUUUGAAGUCACAGACAAAUUGCAGCCGUGUUUGUAGGAGGGAUAGAGAUCUCAGACUGUCACAUUCCUACAGUUUUGGGGAAGACAAACAAACUGGGUAGAGGGAAACCUCUCGGUACCCUUUCUUGAGAGAGACAGAGACGCUGUGCUGCAGGUUUGGCACUGAUUUGCUUUUCAGCAUGUGCAGGUCUCUGCUGUGCAGGAGGUGUUUGGGUAUAGGCUGGCUUGUUACUGUGGGGAAGGGGAGUGCUGAUGAAAGGCAGAGCUAUAGGAACUGUGCCCUACUGUCCUUUAAUGGGUAUUUUGAUCAUUAACUGAGGAAUUACUGUCCUGAUCAGAAUUAGGUGAUACUGUAGGUACUGAAGCUUAUAGCAUUGUGUUCAACUUGCAAGAUUCCCUUUGGUCUCAGUGGAGAGUUUUGUCCCCUCUGCUGGUAGGUCUGGAGAAAUUUCUGUUAGGCUUAAUGGAAUGGGGGAAAGUGAGGAAAACCUCAAGAAUUAAAAGUAAGCAAACUAAUGGACACUUUUCUGCUCAGUAAUGCCAAAUACUCUUUUCAAGCCUCUGUGACAGAUGUAAUAACUGAAGUUUCUGCAUCCUACAAAAUUUGUAAACAUUACAAUAUGUCAGUUAUGAAGUAGCAUAAUAGAUAUAAAAUAGUUACGUGGCUUUGACUUGUGCUUAUUUUAAGGUAGUUUUCAUAGUAACAAGUAUUCUGAAGAAAGCCAACUUUUCCUCUGUGCGUAGAAAAGCAAGUAGCAGCAUGAAUCAUGGCUUCCAAGAACUGUCAGAGUAGGAAUGCACGUUCUCCCCCUAUUCACACGCUUUCCUUGCUGUCAAUUUUAAUGAGGUAAUAUGAUUUAAUGAAGCUUUUCUUGCCAUCCACAGCAGCAACAUUCAUUAUAUGCAAUCAAGCUGCUGUUAGCAAGUGUGUGGCUGAGGGUGAAAGUAGAGUUUAGAACUUGUGUGCUGCUUUCAGUGAUGGCUUGUUAUCAUCUCAGUAACCGUGCUUAAAAUACAUUUCCAUGUCUAGCUGCAAUAAAUGCAGAAUUUCAGGUGAAAAUAUAUUUGUUGUUUUGAUGUUUUUUUCAGAUUGUAUAAUUUCUUUGCCAGCCACGCGGCGUUAAACAUUGUGCUGUGCUAAAGAUUUGCAUGGUGUUUCCCAGGUAAAGGCACAGUUCCAGCAUUGAAGAGUUUGUGAUCUAAAUGUCACUGAUAUAGAAAGUGAGGAGAAUGAUCUCAGAAAAGAGAACAAAGAUUCAAAUGAAUAACACUGUGCCAAAAAAGACUUUUGCUCAGAUGACAUCACAUUUGGACUACUAAAGCUAUCCACCCACUGUUCAAGGCAUAAUGGAUUUCUAGGUAAUUUAAUUUCAGCAAAUGCAGUGUGAAGCCCAUUCCUUCAUUUGCAAAAACCUCUGGAAAGUUAUUUGGAUGCUAUAUAUUGAAUGUUGGUGAAAUUAGUUCAUAAUUUAAUGCUUUUCUGCAGAAGAGGAUACUCCACGUUAUUCUUGAGAAGAACCAGCGUUUCAGCCCUAAACCAUACACUUUAACAAGUCCCAAAGUAUAAAAGGCAAACGUACAAAUGUCUACCACAAGACUAAAGUGUGCUAUGUUAUGUUUUUUACCAUAAGCACCCAUAAAAUGAGCUCCAUUGCAGACAGAAAUGAUGGAAGCAUUUUUGAUGGUCUGGUGGAAGAAGAUGACAAAGAUAAAGCAAAGAGAGUGUCUAGAAACAAGUCUGAAAAGAAACGUCGAGAUCAGUUUAAUGUUCUUAUCAAAGAGCUGGGUUCCAUGCUUCCAGGUAAUGCUCGGAAGAUGGAUAAAUCCACUGUACUGCAGAAGAGCAUUGACUUUUUACGGAAGCACAAAGAAAUUACUGCACAGUCAGAUGCCAGUGAGAUUCGACAGGACUGGAAACCAACAUUCCUUAGUAAUGAAGAGUUCACGCAGUUAAUGUUAGAGGCUCUUGAUGGUUUUUUUUUAGCAAUUAUGACAGAUGGAAAUAUAAUAUAUGUGUCUGAAAGUGUAACUCCUUUACUUGAACAUUUGCCAUCUGAUCUUGUGGAUCAGAGUGUAUUUAAUUUUAUCCCAGAGGGGGAACAUUCAGAAAUUUAUAAAAUUCUGUCUUCUCAUCUGCUGGAAAGCGAUUCAUUGACACCGGAAUACUUAAAAUCAAAAAAUCAGCUAGAAUUCUGUUGCCAUAUGCUGCGAGGAACAAUAGACCCAAAAGAGCAACCUACGUAUGAAUAUGUAAAAUUUAUAGGCAAUUUCAAGUGUUUGAAUAAUGUUCCCAAUUCGGCACACAACGGUUUUGAAGGAACUAUUCAGCGGUCGCACCGGCCUUCAUAUGAAGACAAAGUUUGCUUUAUAGCCACAGUUAGAUUAGCUACACCUCAAUUUAUCAAGGAAAUGUGCACUGUUGAAGAACCCAAUGAAGAGUUCACAUCUAGGCAUAGCUUAGAAUGGAAGUUCCUAUUCUUGGAUCACAGGGCACCUCCAAUAAUAGGCUAUCUUCCAUUUGAAGUUUUGGGAACAUCAGGCUAUGAUUAUUAUCAUGUGGAUGAUCUAGAUAAUCUGGCAAAAUGUCAUGAGCAUUUAAUGCAAUAUGGGAAAGGGAAGUCAUGUUAUUACAGAUUCCUUACAAAGGGACAGCAAUGGAUUUGGCUGCAAACACAUUACUAUAUCACGUACCACCAGUGGAAUUCCAGGCCAGAGUUUAUUGUCUGUACGCACACAGUUGUAAGUUAUGCAGAAGUCAGAGCAGAAAGGCGGCGAGAACUUGGUAUUGAGGAGUCUCUGCCAGAGAUAAAAGCAGAUAAAAGUCAAGACUCUGGGUCUGAUAAUCACAUCAACACGGUGAGCCUCAAAGAAGCUCUGGAAAGGUUUGAUACCAGCCCCACACCUUCUGCUUCCUCCAGGAGUUCAAGAAAAUCUUCACAUACUGCAGUAUCAGAUCAUUCAUCGACACCAACUAAAAUGACAGUGGACACUAGCACUCCCCCAAGACAAAGCUUAUCUGCUCAUGAAAAGUCUACACAAAGAAGAUCAUCUCUGAGUAGUCAGUCUUUAAGCUCCCAGUCUCUUGGACAACCAGUAACACAGCCAACGAUGUCGCAGCCUGCUACUUUACAGCUCCAGUCCAGCAUGUCCCAGCCUGUCUUUCAGUUUUCAGCUCAAUUAGGAGCUAUGCAGCACCUAAAGGACCAGCUAGAGCAAAGAACACGCAUGAUAGAGGCAAAUAUUCAUCGGCAGCAGGAAGAGUUGCGGAAAAUUCAAGAACAGCUUCAGAUUGUCCACGGUCAAGGACUGCAGAUGUUCUUGCAGCAGUCAACUUCUGGACUAAACUUCAGUUCUGUGCAGCUUACAUCUGGAAAUUCUUCAAGUGUUCAGCAACUUGCACCAGGAAACAUGCAAGGUCAGGUUGUUCAAACUAAUCAGACUCAAAGUGGAAUGAACACAGGACAUACAAGUACACCACACAUGAUCCAGCAACAGCCUUUGCAGAGCUCUGCAUCACAGCAUAAUCAGCAAAAUGUACUUAGUGGACACGGUCAACAAUCUUCUCUUGCCGGUCAGUCCCAGAACACAGUCUCAACACCUUUGUAUAACACUAUGGUGAUUUCUCAGCCAACAGCCGGAAAUGUGGUCCAGGUUCCUUCUAGCUUACCACAGAACAAUAACCAGAAUGCUGCUGCAGUAACUACUUUUACACAAGAUAGACAAAUCAGAUUUUCUCAAGGUCAGCAGCUUGUAACAAAACUUGUCACAGCCCCAGUAGCGUGUGGAGCGGUAAUGGUACCAAGUACUAUGUUUAUGGGACAGGUGGUGACAGCUUAUCCCACUUUUGCUGCCCAACAGCAGCAGCCACAGACUUUGCCAGUAACACAGCAACAGCAGCAGCAGCAGCAGCAGCAGCAGCAAAGUCAGCAAGACCAGCAGCAGCAGCAGCAGCAGCUCACUGCAGUUCAACAACCAGCUCAGCCACAGCUGACCCAGCACCCGCAACAGUUCCUACAGACAUCCAGGUUACUUCACGGAAAUCAGUCAGCUCAGCUUAUCCUCUCUGCUGCUUUCCCACUACAGCAAAGCACUUUUACUCAGUCCCACCACCAGCAGCACCAGCCGCAGCAGCAGCAGCUCUCACGGCACAGAACUGACAAGAUGACGGAUCCUUCCAAAGCGCAGCCACAGUAGCUGGGGGCUCUGCCUCUCUGGGAAGUCAGCUACCGGGAGGGGGCUGCUCCAUAACCACUUGCACUGAAGUUGCAGAGGUAGCAGUACAAAGCCUUUCUAACGCCGCGGUAUUGAGACCUACAGCUAACUUCUGGAAUCUGUUAAGGAAAACCACCAGGUGAUGGCAGGGACGUGGCCAACUUUGAUCGUUGUCCCGGUUUCUGUGCUCUAAAGGGUUUGCUGCCAUGUGUUAAUUUGUCCAGGUGAAAUCAAAAAAUGUGACUGAAAUGAGAGGGAUGCUGAAAAUAUUGGUAUUUUUUAUCAGUUCUGUACAUUUUUAAAGUACUAAAAUGGACACAGAGCAAUUGUUUGAUUUAGCAGAAAAAAAAUGCCAGGAAUAUAGCCCGACAAACAUCUAAUUUUUUCAGAUGAUUAUGGGACAGUAAAUAUUUUGAAAAUGUUGUGGGAAAUCCAGUUCUCUGUUGUACAGAUGCUGUAAAAUAUUGUGUAUAUGUCUGCAUAAAAGGAGAAAGAGCAAAAUAUUUUAUAUGAUGCAUGAAAUGUAAUCUGUUAUUUGUAGGUUUGAAUAUGUUUCCGCAGAUUUUCACGCCAUACUCAGACUGAUGUUUUCCUCUGUUCUGCCCCUUUGUUUACAACAUGCUGCAUCGUUACUUUCACCCUCAGUGUGGGCACAAGUCUCCCGUUUGUGCUUUGUCUGUGAUGUCCCAGUCUGUUCGGUGAGGUAUGGUGUGUUGGUCAGUUGACUUCUCGAGGUUAAAUUAUUGACGAAGCCGUUUGAACUGGUGAUCAUGCAUCAGGGUUCAGGGUGUUCAGGUUCAUGGGUAUCAUCCAUCGUUUCAUACCUAAUUCAUUUUAUUUGAGAAAAAAAAAAAAAAUAAUAGGAAUUUGCACUGCUUCCUUGCGGAUGGUUUGGAAUUUUAUUCCCCAAAGCUAUCUUUUGAUAUAGUUCAUAGUUGGAAAUAUUUAUGUAAAAUGUUUAAAAGCAAAAAAAAAAAAAAAAGACGGUAAUUUUCAAGAAUGUUUCAGUUAUAGGAGUAAUUUGCACAAGAAAUAUAUUUACAUUUAAUAACCUUUUGGGCACUUUUUAACCACUUUCUCUGUGGUGAGAAUUGUAACUUGUUAAAAUAUGUUGGAAUCUUUUUAUUCUCAUUCAAAAAUUAGAUCUUUCUUUAGUCAGAACUAAUUCAGGGUCAUUUUAACAGCGACAGAAAAACCCAUAGUGCCUUGAUUUUAAUUCAGGUGAUAAUGUUGAACAUCUUGACGUACGGUGUCUCGAAUCUGUAACCAUUCUCGAUUUUGAAGUCUUAGUGCAUUGUCAGCCAAACUCGUGUAUCUACUUCAUAGCUGUUUCUGCAUUGUGAUCUUCUCAAUAAUGAUCCGAGUUGAGAACGUGAGCGUUUUUUGAGUGCUGCUCCCCCUCAAACACUAAGUCAGAAACUGAGGAGUCUCUGCAAUCUCAGACCUUGAAGGUAUUGUUCUUGAAGAUGUAAAACCAGAGAGUACUCCUUUAGCCGGAGUAGGGAGGGUGUCCCGAUUUCAAAUAAUAACAGCCAAAAAUCAUUUCUGUAGUGUUUAGAGUAUGUCUCGGGGGAGCUCAUGGUCCAUUUAGGAGAUAUCACUGAACUAAGACUUCAGAAGGCAACUUCACUUUAUAAAGAAAAUAAAAAGUUCCAACAGAUACGAUGUGCUAUUUUAGGUAGGGUUUUAUGGUACUAGUUUGUGAAAACCACAACUUUAGAGGAAAAUAAACAAACGCAGAUAGAUCUGAGAAUUAAAGUAAAACAGCAAACGCAGUUAAAAUUAGUAGUAGGGAGAGAAAGCUGGAUUAAUCUUGAAUACCGAGGAGGAGAGUUGAAUGAAUGUAACCAAAUGGUGACGGACUGUUUUGUACUCUGGAACAGUUUGAUUGUAUUACUGGGUGAGCCAAACCCGCAGGAGGGUGGCACCAGUUCAGCGAGCGCUCCAUGCCGUUGAUGGCAUUUUGGGGCUGGCCUUUGCCUCUCCAGGUGUCCCACCAUUGCAUCUUUGUUGUUCCCCACUUACAAAGCAAGAGUUUGGUACCAAAAAGCACAGUCGUGAACAAGGAAGGAGCGUGAGAAAUACAGUACCAAAGAGAGUUAGAUUGCGUUCUGCUCCAAGAGGCCUCUCGCAGCAAGGAGGGGGUGCCAGUACCAGACAUAGCAAGGAGAAAUUCCCCUUCUCUAAAAGGAUUUCUGCCAUUCUCUGAGCUGGGAUGAGGGUCAGAAGCCCGCUGCUGUAGAGUUCCAUGUAACAAAGUUUGCCUUGCUCUGCUCUGCUGCCGCACCAUCCACCUGUUUCGAAAAUGAGCUGCGUUACCGGAGGUCUGUGCUAGCAGCACUGCUGCUUAAUGGAAGUAGGUUAGAGAAACAUUGUUAACCAUUUACAGUAAUAACAGAGCACUAAAAAAGAAAUCUGGGAGAGCUUUAAUAGUGCUGUUAGAACCACGGAAUAGUGGUAAAAUAGUUUUAUUAAGCUAUUAUACUGAGAAUUACAAAAAAUAGAGAUAACAGCCAGCCAGUUAAUGAUGCAGCUUUUUAUAUGAAGCUCCAUUUAAACUUCUCUUCCCAUUCCCCCCUUCCCCAGUACUCUCACGUGCUGCUAUAGGUCUGUUGGUAAAAUGCUGAACUAGGUGAGAGAAAAUAGAAGUCAGUGAUAGCAGGGCUGCUGAAAGAGAAUAAAGAAAUGUAAGCUUUGAUCAAGAAGCUUUUUGUAACCUCAGAGAGAGCUCAUUCAAUUGCAGAGCUACCAGCCAGUAGGCAAAGCAUAGAAGGUGGGGAAAUUCAAAGAAACUGGAAAAAUACAGCAUCCUUUUGACAAACACCUACCGUGAAUCGGGCAAACUUUAUCCAAAAGUAUGUAGAACUCAUUCCAUGUUCUGUGCAAGGGUGCAAAUGCUUCGUUUCACAGCUGCUGACUCAAAGGUGUAUAUUUCAGGUGUCUGCGGCUUCCCCCUUGCUGGAUCAAUUGCUGAGCUGUCCCUGAUUUUAGUGGGAAGAGGACCAGGCUGUCGCCUCUUUCUUAAUCAGCCUUUUGCUUCUGCCUGAAUCAUUUACUACAGUCAUAGAUUAUUUGCAACAUCCUAAUCAAUAGCAUGAUAAGGAAUGCUGCGAUGCUGCAGGUUCUGGGGUGCAGAUGUUACAGAAUGACUCUGACAGAAGGGAAGGAGUCUGUUAAGGAGAGGGUUGUAUUUGUGAAGGCACGGUCCGGUGGUACGGAACGGAGUGAAACAGACAGAGUUGCAUGGAGUUUAGAAGACAGACAUUGUUCGCCUGUGAUGGGCGAGGAUUUGAAGAAAAGCUUCUAGGAAAAUUACAGAGAAAAAGAAUAUAUAGCUAUUUUUAUAUUAUAUUUAAUAUAUAUUUGUAUAUAAAUAUGAAAAGAUUCUAGUAGGAGCUCUCCGUAUGCCUUCCAUUUCAUCUAGAAGGUUUACCUUCUGCACUAUGGUUCCGGUGUGUCGCCACUCGUGUGGGCAUCCUGCCUGCUGCCAAACACCAAAAUCAGUAACCCAGUAUCCUUACAACAGGUAGGUUUCAUUUCAGCUUUAUGUAAAAAAUUAAUUAAAAGAAAGCUCUAUCAGGCAGUUUUUCAUGGAAAGAGAAAUUCUCUUAAGAUUCAAAUAGCACUUUCUAUCUUUUAUUUUAUGUUUAUUUUUUUGGAGUAAUAAGAAGCACUUUACUGAAAAGACUAUUUGAAAAGCAGUUUAUUUCUUUAGUCAGUGAAACUGUUAAGGGGGGGCAUCGAGGAAUAAUGUGUAAAACUGUCAAACAGAGACAUUUCUGGAAAAUGUUUCUGGAAUACGGUGAUCCUUUGAGGCUCAAAGUGCAAGAUGAGAAAGGCUCGUAGAACUGGUUGGCUUCGUGUUUUACAUGGCGUGGGGAAAGGAUGAAUGGAUGAUGGCUUCCUUUGGAGGAGACCUUUUACGUUGCACAGUUGCCUAUGAGAGAGACUCAUCUGGAGGCCCACCUGCCUGCUCAGUAAUUCUAAGUGUCCCUUAGGAUUAUAACGUGUGUGACGGUGUACCGCAGGGUUAAAGAUGUGGCCUUGUGCAGAUGUUGAAGUCGAUUCAAAAACCAUGCAUACGUUCAGAGAACUUAACCCGGGUAUUGCGAUGAGUGCUGUAGAUGUCGCGGCGUCGGGAGAUGUCGGACGCCACAUUCAUGAGUUUCUGUAUUUGAAAUCGUUCUUAAAAUUAGAUGUACAGUCAGAGGACUGGAAAAAAAAAAAGGUUAUUAUUUUGAUUAAAAGGAGAGAGACUAGUUUUAAUAAUUAACUUUUUAUUUUUUUACUUAUCCCUGGUGGAAAAAAAGUUGAAGAGUUAAAUGAAUUUGGAUUAAAAAAGACGUAUUUAAACCAAUUACAGUAGGUGAGACAACUGUGAGCGGACAUUCGAAACUGUUGUGGUUGUCCUGAGACUGGAUGGUUGCUUUUUCAGUAUCAUGAUUUGUAACACUACAUUCCUUGUCUUUCUUUUUAGCCAGGUGAUUUAAGCUCUGUUGUACUUCAUGCUGUGUCAUCUGCAUGAGUUGUGCCAGCAUGAUAACGCUCUAUUCAAAGAAAUUGUACCUAAAUAAAAAGGAGGGAAAAAAAAAACCCACAAAACAAAACACUGUGUCUGAACAAAAUACUGUGUGGCCUAUACAGAGAGCCUAGCUAUGACUGAGAGAUGCUGCAUUAAUAGACAAUCAGUGGGUAAAUUAUUUAUGGAACACUUUUGGGAAUGGUCUUAAAGGCGUUACUGCUUUGAAAGCAGUUGGUGAGUCGUGCUUUCUAAGAAGGAAGGUAAAACCUAUUUAUUUUAAAAUACAUCGGAUUGAAUGUUGAGUUUUUAAGCAGUGUUGAUUUCACAGCGUCUCGGGUUCCAGUUUUGUUUUGUAUUUUUUGAACUGGCAUUUGCUCUGUAUUCGUUCACCAACGACCCCUAAUGCCGCUCAUAUUGACGUCAGGAAAUGUAGAUGCAGUUCCCUGGUGUUCGUGUGACCAUUACUAACUGUCAAUUUUUUUUUUUUUAAUUGAAUAAAUGUAACGUUUAAAAUUUUGCUUUUUGUAGCUUCUAAAGGUUCUAGAAUUUUAUUUUUUCCUGAGUUCCUUCAUGUCACUUCGGUAAGAGUUUCACAGUGAAGUGCUCUCCUACCCUUCCCACAGAUGUAACAAAGGCACUCUCUACCCCCCAACAACUGACGUGUGAGAAGUUGCUUGAUGUCAAUUUUACCUUCUCUCCCUCCCCAGAGAAAUGACUUGUGAGACUUCAGUAAAAAUGCAUACUGUA
Gallus gallus (chicken) is the source of this 15674-nucleotide messenger RNA. RefSeq names its product clock circadian regulator (gene CLOCK). The transcript is spliced from 24 exons. Gene Ontology annotation, molecular function: E-box binding; DNA-binding transcription factor activity, RNA polymerase II-specific; protein dimerization activity. Bases 7808 to 10387 code for a protein of 859 amino acids. Lineage: Eukaryota; Metazoa; Chordata; Aves; Galliformes; Phasianidae. Gene Ontology annotation, biological process: circadian regulation of gene expression; regulation of transcription by RNA polymerase II. The record is from RefSeq and is a predicted model, not a curated record. Gene Ontology annotation, cellular component: cytoplasm; CLOCK-BMAL transcription complex; nucleus.